AUGAAGCUGAAUUUCUGGCUCCUUUCUCUUGGAGAAGCUAGGCAGAGAUUAACGGAGAAGAUCCGCAAGGAAAUCGAAUCUAACUAUGGCUGGGAGGAUCUUCCCGGGAUGAGCCCUAGCUACGACACAGACAAAGAUUACGGCGAUUUACCCGGAAGCGACUCGAGCACUAUUUUUGUUUAUGACGACCUCCCUGACAUGAUGUACAUGGACCCCUCUGAAGGUCUCUUUGAUGAAACAAUCAACGUCCCGAAUUCCAAACAUGACGAGUUUGAGUCGCUAGACGAUGCCUCCAGAAGACCUCGGCAACUUCAGGAGAGAAUUAUCGAGCCUGAAAUUGAAUGGCGUGAUUAUCAGAAUUCCCAGGCGUGUUAUUGUGAUGUUUUCAUCCUUUUUUGA
This is a messenger RNA of Oikopleura dioica, 399 nucleotides long. Lineage: Eukaryota; Metazoa; Chordata; Appendicularia; Copelata; Oikopleuridae. The record is from the annotation of a GenBank genome assembly.